AUGACACUGUCAAUAAUAUUUGCUUUUAAAGUUUUAGUGCUCUACUUAGAAAAAAAUUCUACAGUCCAGACCACUGACUGUACACAAUUGAGAGAACAAUGUGUAAAUGGCACAAAUGGAUGUGACCUUGUUUGGACAGUCCUUGAAGACGUCUGUAAUGUUUCAGAUAAUGACUGCCAGAUGAAAGAUUCAUUGAGCUGCAAUCUAAGCAUCAAGUCUCUAGAGGAUCAAUAUCCCAAAUUUAAAAACUGUCUCUGUACUGAAGAUAUUUAUUGCAGUGUCAACAAGUUGCUUGGGAAACAAUGUACCAGUAAAACAGAUUACAUUAAUGAGCCUAUUAAAUUGCAAUGGGAUCAAACUACUCUUUCUUACCUUGGAACCCAAGGAAUCUGGUCCUGUUUGGAAGCAGCACAAAUUUGCAUUGGAGAUGUCAUAUGUAACAAAAAGUUGGCUCUGUACCUUAAGGCUUGCUCAGCAACUGGAAGACCAUGCAAUCUGACCCAAUGCCAAGCAGCCAUCCGCUUCUUCUACCAAAACAUACCUUUCCACAUUGGCCAGAUGUUGGCAUUGUGUGACUGUGCUCCAGCCGAUACACCUUGUCAGAAGUCCAAAGACAUUCUUCAUAGCAAAUCAUGUGCCAUGAAUGUAGUUCCACUCCCAUCAUGCCUUGAUGUGAUUCGCAACUGCCGAGUUGAUGAAAUAUGCAGAAGUCGCUAUGAAACAUUUCAGGCAAAAUGCUGGCAGCGUGUGACUGAAAAAUGCUAUUAUGAUGAGACUUGCAUUAAUACCUUCAGUAAGGAAGAUCUAACUUGCUCAGCAGAUGAUAAAUGCAAAGCUGCCUAUAUUGACACUGUGGGGACCAUCCUUCAUGCCCAAUGCACCUGUGGCUCCAUUCCAUUCACUGAACGGCCUUUAUGUGAAAUUUUUUCUCACAUGCUUCAGAGCACAUCCUGCUUCAGUAAGUCAUUUGGUUAA
Messenger RNA from Monodelphis domestica (gray short-tailed opossum), 975 nucleotides. RefSeq names its product GDNF family receptor alpha like (gene GFRAL). Gene Ontology annotation, biological process: nervous system development. Gene Ontology annotation, molecular function: signaling receptor activity. Gene Ontology annotation, cellular component: signaling receptor complex; external side of plasma membrane. The record is from RefSeq and is a predicted model, not a curated record. Lineage: Eukaryota; Metazoa; Chordata; Mammalia; Didelphimorphia; Didelphidae.